Molecule: messenger RNA, 7570 nt
Organism: Xenopus laevis (African clawed frog)
Lineage: Eukaryota; Metazoa; Chordata; Amphibia; Anura; Pipidae
Gene: slc9a6.L
Product: sodium/hydrogen exchanger 6
Exons: 16
Coding region: 16-2202 (728 amino acids)
Biological process (GO): sodium ion import across plasma membrane; proton transmembrane transport; monoatomic cation transport
Cellular component (GO): recycling endosome; membrane; recycling endosome membrane
Molecular function (GO): potassium:proton antiporter activity; sodium:proton antiporter activity; antiporter activity
Source: RefSeq, a predicted model, not a curated record
UAAAAUGGACACCGUAUGCGCCAGCUAUCGCAGACAGCGCAGGCUGCAAGGAAAGUGGUAGAGCCUCCUCCAAGGGGCGUGUCGUUGUUGUGUUGCCUCACGACUCUUUCCCAUGAUUCUGUGAAAGGAAGCGACAAUUCCGUCCCCGUGAUGGUGCUGUUUGGUGCGAUGAAACCGGCCUCCCGGGGCAGGAGAGCGUGGACAGGCGUGAUGUUACUUCUAGUGCUGGCGUUGGGGCAGGGCAGUGCCCAGGACAGUGUCAUAGAGGAGAUUGUAACAGAGAAGCAGGUGGAAGCCAGUCACCGGCAGGACAGUGCCAACCUUCUAGUCUUCAUCUUCUUGCUCACCCUCACCAUCCUCACCAUUUGGCUUUUCAAGCACCGACGGUUCCGUUUUUUGCAUGAGACCGGCUUGGCCAUGAUAUACGGUCUAAUUGCUGGUGUGAUUUUACGGUAUGGAAUUCAUGUUCCUAGCGAUGUGAACAAUGUGACCAUGAGCUGUGAGCUUCAGACAAGUCCAGCUACCCUGCUGGUGAAUGUGAGCGGCAAGUUCUAUGAGUAUACACUGAAGGGGGAAAUUAAUUCUAAGGCGCUCAAUAAUGUUCAGGAUAAUGAUAUGCUCAGAAAGGUUACAUUUGAUCCUGAAGUUUUUUUCAAUAUCCUACUCCCUCCAAUCAUCUUUUAUGCAGGAUAUAGUUUAAAAAGGAGGCAUUUCUUCAGAAAUAUGGGCUCAAUCCUGGCUUAUGCAUUUCUUGGAACAGUAAUUUCCUGUUUGGUAAUAGGGGCUCUUCUCUAUGGCUGUGUGCAACUAAUGAAAGUGACUGGAACCCUUGGUGGGGAUUUUUACUUUACUGACUGUCUGUUUUUUGGUGCCAUUAUUUCUGCAACUGACCCAGUCACAGUUCUUGCCAUAUUCCAUGAGCUCCAUGUGGAUGUCGAACUAUAUGCACUUCUUUUUGGAGAAAGCGUUUUGAAUGAUGCUGUAGCAAUUGUGUUAUCAUCUUCAAUUGUUGCGUAUCAGCCAGCAGGAGACAACAGUCACACGUUCGAUAUCGCUGCCAUGUUUAAGUCUAUAGGGAUGUUCCUGGGGAUAUUCAGUGGAUCAUUUGCAAUGGGGGCAGCAACUGGAGUUGUAACUUCAUUGGUAACAAAGUUCACUAAACUUCGAGAGUUUCCACUUCUGGAGACUGGAUUGUUCUUCUUGAUGUCUUGGAGCACAUUUCUACUUGCAGAAGCAUGUGGAUACACAGGAGUGGUUGCGGUACUGUUCUGUGGAAUAACGCAGGCACAUUACACCUAUAACAACCUGUCCACGGAAUCUCAGCAUCGGACAAAGCAGUUGUUUGAGCUUUUAAACUUUUUAGCGGAAAACUUCAUCUUUUCCUACAUGGGUCUGGCUUUAUUUACCUUCCAGAAUCACAUCUUCAACCCAACAUUUAUAAUAGGAGCUUUUCUGGCAGUUUUCCUUGGAAGAGCAGCUAAUAUUUAUCCUCUCUCUUUCUUGCUGAAUCUCGGUCGGAGAAACAAGAUUGGAUCUAAUUUCCAACACAUGAUGAUGUUUGCAGGUUUGCGUGGGGCUAUGGCAUUUGCAUUGGCAAUUCGAGAUACUGCCACUUAUUCACGACAAAUGAUGUUUAGCACAACCCUUCUCAUUGUGUUUUUCACUGUGUGGGUUUUUGGUGGUGGCACCACAGCAAUGUUAUCCUGCCUGCAUAUCAGAGUGGGCGUGGAUGCUGACAUUGACCAGAUGGGGAUUCCAGAGACUGAACAGAGGAGUACAAAAGCUGAGAGUGCAUGGCUCUUUAGACUGUGGUACAACUUUGAUCACAACUAUCUAAAACCUCUCCUGACACACAGUGGCCCACCUCUCACAGCAACGCUUCCUAACUGCUGUGGACCUCUUGCAAGAUGCUUGACAAGCCCACAAGCUUAUGAGAACCAGGAGCAGUUAAAAGAUGAUGAUUCAGAUCUGAUCUUGAAUGAUGGGGACAUCAGUUUAACAUACGGAGAUUCAACCAUCAGUACGGAAGCCACAGACAAUAACUCUUUGCGAAGGGGUAUAGGGAACUGUGUGGAGGAUGCACUUGACCGGGACCUUACAUGUGGAGAACAUGAACUUGUACUUAGAGGAACACGCCUUGUCAUGGAAGAAUCCGAGCCCCCUGUGAACCUGCAAGUUACAAGGAGGCCAAGUCCUAAGUAGUUUUUUUGGGGGGGGGGGCAGGUUUUCAGGCCCUUGUUCUCCACAGCUGUGUCGAAGAUAACAAUACAUGUAUUUAUAUGAUGUUGACAUGUUGUACUACCUAUAGCAUGGCUCUGGUUGUUUGACCGCUAUUUAUGUGGAAGAACCUGUUCAGUCUUUUUAUGUCAUUUGUGGUGAACAAUUGCCCUCCCAACCCAGCCCCCUACCUCUCUGUCUUGGAACAGCAGCAUAUGAACAGACAAAUUGUGUUUUUGUUUUAUUAUUUUGAAGACAACUUGCUUGCACUUUAACAACUCCAUUGUAUAAAACAUUUGCACACAAGUGUGGCCUAUGAUUAUCACACUGCCAAAAAAAAAGACAUGAGAAUAACAUUUUGUUGCCUAAAACUUUUGCUGUAGCCUUGGGAUUGUUAACAUAUAUAUAUAUCAGCUGGCUGUGAUUUUUAGGCUAUUUAAGAGGCCUAAUCCUUUGUAUGUCCUAAAGUGCUACCUUGUAUUUUGAGGUUUGUUGUAAUAUAGUUUUUUCCUAGAGUUUUGUGCAGUAAGGGACAGAAUUCAGUCAGACUUACGAGUUUGGAGACUAUGUGACCUGUCCUGUAUUACGUCUACUUAUUUAUAAAAGGCAGCAAGAUGGAUACAUUUUUAUUGUUUCCAGCUGACAUUGUGUUUGGGAGAAAAAAAAAGGAGCCUUGCAUGCCAAAGGUAAAUGCAUGUCCUCAGGAGAUUCUUCUGCUUCAUGAAAAUAUUUUGUGGAUUUUUCACCAGUGUAAAGUGUGCCAAACUUUACUUACGGUUUGUGUACCUAUCAGUACUCAUGCAUGUGUAUUCAGUAAUGAAUUGCCAAAAGUCUAUCUAACAAUGCCUGAAGCCUUGAUCACACUGUCCCUCAUUGGCUGGGUCGGUUAAAGGGGAAAUAUACCUUUUCAAUCCACAAGAGCCGUGAAUAUCCUGUAAAUUAUAUCCUUAUAAACGGUGCUUAGUGGGGUCAUCGGUUAUAAUGAGAGCUUAGUGAGGUCAUGACUCACUGAAACUUGUGUAAUAUAAUAAAUAAAGUCAGAUCGGAGUUCCAUAAGCUGUAUAAAAACACUCGGCCUUUGGCCUCGUGAUUUUAUAUAGUCAUGGAACUCCUUGGUACUAGCCUAAUAUUUUACAAUUUAUUCACUAUAUUACGUUGUCUGUUCAUUUUUCCCUUGCAGUACAUCUUAGUUUUGAGGGUGUAGGAAAAAUGUUACAUUCACAUAAAAAAGAAGCAAAUGCUAUAUACUGACUACUUGCUAUAAAUAUUGUGAUCAUUCAUUCUGUCCAUUAACAGACUGCCCCCAGGUACUAUUUUAUUGACAUACGUCACACGGUGUAGCUAAAUCAAUGAAGGUAAAACACACCUAGACACAAAGGUCACGUCAUCAAUAUCAUAAAAUGACACAGUCGUUAAAUUAUUAUCCUUUAUAUUCAUCUAUUUCAUUUGCACCCAGUAUUGCUGUUGUAUAUCAUAAUUAUGGUUGCCACCCGGGUGGUAAUUCAGCGGCCUAGAGCAUAAAAUAAGUAUAAAAAGUAUAUAUACUUUUUAGCCCAUUUUUUUUGCCAACCCUACGGGUGUUUUUUUUUUGUUUUUGUUUUUCUGUGAAAUAUAAAUAGUAAUAUAGAAAGUUAGGUUGAAAUAAGACACACAACCAUCAAUAUGUUGUCCUUUCAUUGAUCCCUGCAGGUACAGUUAGCAAAUGAGGUUGGAUGAUAUAUGCUUCUUUGACUGAAGUUUUAUUUAUGUACAGAAAGUAAAUUCUUCAAUUUGUUAGCACUGAUUAUGGACCUGAUUGUCUUAUUGAGUAACCAAGCUGGUUGUCUGUACUCCUUUUACUGUAAAUAUGAUUGUAGGUCUGAGCCAUUCAGUUUAGCUCAUGUCCUCUGGGUGAGCUUAACUGUAUUGAUGAUGUUUUGUAAAUGAAAGUAGAGUUCCUGCAAGUUCAGUCUUUUAUUUCCUUAACUGUAAGCACUUUGAUGUCGAGUGACUAAAAAUAAAUACAUAGAACAAUAUCACAGAACGUAUUUUCUCGUAGCUUGCUUCCACAUGAAUAUAACUAUUCCAGAGUCCGUAAUGAUUACUCGGAAACUCACAAGUGGGCUUUUGCAAAAGCAUAUUGUGAGACAAGGACUACAUGUGGUGUUUUGUGUUGUUGUGGAAUUUACAGAGGCUCUAAUUUAGUGCCAAUCAAAAUGCCCGGGAGAUGUGUCAGUGUAGCAAUCUGCAACUUGUAAGCAAAACACCCCAAUGGCAUAUCCCUAUGAUCAGAGAUAGGCACCAACUGGGAUUUACUGCAUCACAUUUUAUUGCUGGUACAUAAUAUACUGAAAUACUAGUGUGGGACAGACCCUAAAAUAACCGUCUAUAAAAAAAUAAACAACAAAAAGGGCAGCUGCUGGAAGUAACUGUGUAGUUAUGGUGAAGUGGCAUAUAUGAUGAUUAUUAUUAUUAACAUGUAUUUAUAUAGUGCCAACAUAUUGCGUAGCGCUGUAUGAUGUAAGUUACUGAAUAUUGAUAGUAGCACUGUGGAUAUAAACAAAAAGGUAUGGUGUAGCCAUUUACUCAGCAAUUUAGCCUAAUCAUUCUCCCACUCCUGACUAUGUAGGCAGCUUAUUGGUUACUCCCACUGAUAUCUGUUCUGAUAGUAACACUAAUAGCAAUGGCACACAUUUUGUUGGCCACUGGAGAUUGCUUUACCCGUGGAUGAUAAAAUCUCAAAAUAGCUUUUGAUGCAGAAGAAAGGGGGCCGGUGCAUGUAAAACACUUGACGUCCUGUGGGCAACAAAGAGCUGUAUUUGCCAUUGCCCUAAUAGAGGGGAGGGAGAAGGAUCCCCAAAGAACCAGGAAAGAGAGAGACAAAACUGAUUCCCAUAAUUACCGUUUUUUUACACUAAGGGGCAGAUUUAUCAACGGUCGAAUUUCGAAAUGAAAAAAAACAUCGAAAUUCGACCAUCGAAUAGUUUAGUCCGACAUUCGAAGUCGAAGGAUUUUAAGAUCGCACGAUCGUACUUCGAAUCGUACAUUAAUUUUACAGAAAAGUCCUUCGACUUCUCAAAACUUAGCCAAAUACUGGCUAUAGGUUCUAGGAGGUCCCCAUAGGCUAACAUAGCAUAGCAAUAAUAAUUUUUUGAAUUCUCAUUUUUUGAAUAAUUGUUAACAGUAAUUCACGCCUCCGAUUCUCCACGAGGUAACAUUUAAACUUAAAGGACUGCCUUCCUUCUUUGUAUGUUUAUAACAUAGCAAUUCGUCAGGUUUAAGGUGGCGAAGUGUCGAAGUCGAAGUUUUUUAAAGAGACAGUACUUAGAAUGGUGGAAUUUGUGAAGUAUUUUCAAUUCGAGUCGAAGUCGAAUUUGGCCUAUUCGAAGUUUUUUAAUUCGAAAAUUCACUUUCACCUUUGAUAAAUCUGCCCCUAAGUAAAAUUUGGCCUCACACAUAUUAAGGAUUGACAAUGUGCAUACAAAUCUGGCCGAAAUCUCUUGCUUAUUUAGCAGAGAUAUAGAGAGUACCACGUUUAAUCACUGUCUGUAGUGUUUGCAUCAAUCCCAUUCAUUUAACACUUAGAGGCACAUCUAUCAAGGGUCAAAUUCAUGUCAGUUUUUUUUAAACUCCCAAAAAUUCGAAAUUUGACAAGUCGAAAUUUAUUAAAAUCAAAUUUUUCAAACUCUGAUGAAUUGAAACGACCCGAAAACUUGAAACGAAUUUGAGUUGAAUUUUAUCAAACUCAAUUCAAGUUUUUUUCUCGAAUAUCAGGAAGGCUGCAAACAUCUCCAAAUUGAUCCCUGGACCUCUCCCAAUGGCAGGUUUUAGGUGGCGAAUAGUCGAAUUUGAAUUCUUAAAGGACCAGAGUAUGAUAAAUCUCGAACAUAUAAUUAAUUAGAUAUUUUUAAAAAAAACAAAAAAAAAACUCUAAUCGAGUUUGGAUAACUCCCUACUUGAAUUUGACAGUUUUGACCAUAAAAAUAAUUCGAAAAUUAGAAUUCAAGUUUUCAGUUCGAACCUUGAUAAAUCUACCUCAUUAUAUGUGUUUGGUUACAAAAAAAAAAUAUAUUCUUCUUUAUAGGGUUCCUUUAUAUUUCACAGUGUGUCUUCUACCCUUUACCUCAUUACCCUUGUGACUCCACUGACAAAUUUUGCUGUAUCAUGUUAUCAUUCAUAAUCUACAAAUCUCUCCUCCUUAAAUAACCCUCAAAGCUCUCUGAUCUAGUUGGAAUUGGGGCAGAUGUCUUGUUCAUUAGUGAAAUAGAGAUAACAGGGGUUCAGCAGUAACAUGGUGUACAGUAGUGAUUUCCUGGCCUCAAGGCCAGUUAGGGUGUGUUACCGGUAGUGAUGCACUGAGUCCACUAUUUUGGAUUUGGCCGAAUACCGAACUGAAUCCUAAUUUGCAUUUGCAAAUUAGAAAUGUUUUGCUUCCUUGUUUUGGGACUAAAAGUCACAUGGUUUCCCGUCCUGCCCAUAAUUUGCAUAGGCAAAUUCAGUUUCGGUUCGGCCAGGUAAAAGGAUUCAAAAUCCAAAUCCUGCUGAAAAAGGCCGAAUCCCGAACUUAAUCCUGGAUUUGGUGCAUCCCUAGUUCCUGGGUUAAAUUGUUUGCUGAGCUAGAUAUUCUUUGAACUUUGACUGAUUUGUGUGCCAAUUUUAUCCACUGGUAUACACAUUUCCUGCUUGCCACUAGCAGCCAAUCAGUAGUUAACUGGCAUCCCCCCCCCUUUCUUCUUUUUUAACCUUUCCUUGCCUUCCCAAACUUAUUCUAGGUGUGUGUCACUGGGAUGAAAUCUGCCUUUGGUUAUUGGACUAAAAUGGCGACAGGUUUGUCUGUUGUUGGGACUUGUGAUCAUACUAGAAAACCAAGUUCAUACAUUUAGUUGAACUGACGAUGUAACUAUCUUCUCCAAGAAUGACUUCCAUCUGUGAUGCAACCGCUUAUUCUCCUGUUUGUAGCUUUUUCCUACUAUGCAGGAAUUCCAUAAAACUGUGUUUGUAUUGUCAUAAAUCAUCAUUGUAACCCUUUGUGGCGCACAGGCUCACCAAAAGUGAUAUUAAUGGAUCAAACGCUGUUGUUGUUUGUGUUAUAUCUUGUAUAUUCCUGAUCUGGUUUACAACAUUUUAAUUUAUAACAAUUUUUGAGAAUGUAUAAAAUGUUGCCUUUGGUGUAUUGUGUACAGUGAGUUAAGUAAAGCAAGCGAUCACAUUCAAAUUUGGCUUUUUUUUAAAUAAAUAAAUAAACCUUGUGCUUUUUAAGGAAAUGCUUGUUGUCUACAUUGAUGUUUGAGCUUUGUGUUUCCCAAUGAAUGUGUCGGCAUUACUGUUAGCCAGCAAUACAGAAAAGCUGUACAUUAAAGGAGGUAUCAAUUCA